UACAUCAACCACCAGGAAAGGGAGAAGUCUAAAGGCAGCAUCCUCCCCAGCAAGUUUUGUUCCAGGCGUCUAUCUGUCUUAUGUCCGCUCUGGAAGUGGUGCCUGUGAAGAAUGACGUCGAGAGGUGCUGGGACUGCUUUCUCGAGGAAGAACUACAGGCUGAGCACCGAGCCAGAGAAGUCCAAGGUCACAGGGAUCGUGAACAGCAGACUGCUGAAUGAUUAUCUGCAUCGUGUCUUUACCAGUGCUGAUGGGAACCAGUCUGCAGCUGCUUACAGAAAGCACCUGACGUUCCAGAACCUGCAGGAGCACCUUGACCACUUGUUAGCAGAGGAGAAUGGCUCUGAAGACAGUGGAGAUCAGGUAGCAGAGGGCCGGCUUGGUCCCCCUACUGUGGUGUUGGACCAUACGAGCGGUUUUGAGGGGCUCUUGCUGGUUGAUGAUGAUUUACUUGGGGUGAUUGGCCACAGUAACUUUGGCUCCAUCAGGGCCACAACGUGUGUGUAUAAAGGGAAAUGGAUUUAUGAGGUGCUCAUCUCCUCCCAGGGACUCAUGCAGAUUGGCUGGUGUACUCUCAGCUGCAGAUUUAAUCAGGAGGAAGGAGUUGGAGAUACGCCAGAUUCAUAUGCGUAUGAUGGAAACAGGGUGCGCAAGUGGAACGUGACUACGACCAACUAUGGCAAAUCCUGGGCAGCAGGAGACAUCGUCAGCUGUCUGAUAGACCUUGAUGAGGGCACCAUUGCUUUCUGCUUGAAUGGCAUAUCUCUGGGAACCGCUUUUGAUAACAUCACGAGGGGCACUGGAAUGGCUUACUUCCCUGCAAUCAGCCUGUCGUUCAAAGAGUCUGUUGCUUUUAACUUCGGGAGCCGUCCACUCCGUUAUCCAGUGGAAGGUUACCGCCCCUUGCAAGAUCCUCCUGUUGCAGACCUAGUGAAGGCUCGCAAGCUGUUAGGCUACUUGAAGAAUGUGAUCCAUAUCGGAAUAGAUGUGACAGAGGGGAAGCUGGUGGAGAAGGACACGUCCAUGUGGCAGCUGCAGGGAGAACCCACAGUGUUGAUUACAUUAGCCCACAUCUUCAAUUAUUUCUCCCCUCUUAUGUGCAAAGUGUACCUGGUCGAAGAUGUGCUCAUGACCUUCCUGUUGAGCAUUCUUGAGCGAGGAGGGGCGGUGGAGGCCCAUCCCCUUAUUCAGCAGCUGCUGGAUCUCAUGUGGCUUCUUAUGGAGGAGUAUGAAGUGCACGAGUGCCUCAAGCAGCUACUGAUGUCCCUGCUGCGGGCUUACAGGUUCUCCCCCAUCAUCCCAGACCUGGGAUUACAAAUUCACUACCUCCGGCUCACCAUUGCAGUCUUGAAGCAUGAGAAAUCCAGGAAAUAUCUACUCAGCAAUGUUCUCUUCGAUGUGCUCCGUUCCGUUGUGUUCUUCUACAUUAAGAGCCCGCUGCGUGUGGAGGAGGCUGGUUUGCAGGAGCUCAUUCCCACCACGUGGUGGCCAAACCGCUUCACCAAGGAGGGCAAGGAGAGUAAGGAGGUGAAGGAGGAGGGUGCUGAGGAGAGGCUGAGGCGGCGGGCAUAUGAAAGAGGCUGCCAGCGUCUCAAGAAACGCAUUGAAGUGGUGGAAGGUCUCCAGGUUCAGAUUCUGAAGCUGCUGUUGAACAACAAGGACAGAGGAGGGGGGGAAGCCUCCAGAUACAUCUUCCUAAACAAAUUCCGCAAGUUUCUUCAGGAGAACGCUAGCAACAGAGGGAACUUGACUGUGUUGUGCCCGCCAGAGUACAUGGUGUGCUUCCUGCACCGGCUUAUCGCUGCCCUGCGUUUCUUCUGGGAUGGCCACAAGGCGAAGGCCCCUGCUGCACUGAGCAGUGAAGAGGCAUAUGUCCCUCCUCAACUCUUCUAUAAUGGAAAGGUGGAUUAUUUUGACCUUCAGCGACUUGGAGGUCUCCUGUCUCAUCUUAAGAAGACUCUGAAAGAUGACCUGGCUGCAAAAGCCAAUGUCCUGAUCGACCCUGCGGAGCUGCAGGCAGUGACUAUGGACGAUCUCGAUGAAGAUGAGGAAUCAGCAACAUCGGCAGCACAGUCUCAGCGUCCCUCUGCCGCCCUGGCCAUUGGUGGAGCUCUUGCUAGACCUGGCUGGCUCAGCUCCCCCACCCUGGGCCGUGCCAACCGCUUCCUCAGCACAGCUGCCGUCAGCCUUAUGAACCCACGUCGGCCUCUUGGCACCCUAGAGAAGAUCAAAGUGCGCACGCUAAGUGUGGAGCAGCGGACAGAGGAGGACAUUGAAGGCAGCCAUGGAAAUGAGGGUCUCUUACUGGGCAGACCCCCAGAGGAGCCGGACCAGCCCAUCACAGAGAACUCCCUCCUGGAAGUCCUGGAUGGGAUAGUGAUGAUGUACAACCUCAGUGUCCACCAGCAGCUUGGGAAGAUGGUUGGUGUGUCAGAUGAUGUGAAUGAAUACGCCAUGGCACUGAAAGACACAGAGGAAAAAAUCAGCCGCUGCCCAAAGAGGAGGAGAGACAUCCAUGAGGAACUGCUGAAGAGCCAAAAGGUCUUCUCCGAGAAGCUCAACCACCUAAGCCGACGCCUCGCCUGGAUAAAUGUCACCAUUUAUUCAAAGGAGAAGAUGCAGGAUGUAUAUUGGCUGCUGCGAGUGUGCAUCCGCACUAUCGAGCAUGGCGACAGGACGGGCUCACUUUUCGCUUUCAUGCCGGAGUUCUACCUCAGCGUGGCUAUGAACAGCUACAGCGCACUCAAGAACUACUUCAGCCCUGUAAACAGCAUGGAGGAACUUCCAGGCUAUGAAGAGACCCUGAUGCGCCUUGCUGCCAUCCUGGCCAAGCAUUUUGCUGACUCAAGGAUUGUGGGCACGGAUAUCCGGGACUCCCUGAUGCAGGCGUUGGCCAGCUACGUCUGCUACCCCCACUCGCUGCGUGCUGUAGAGAGGAUCCCAGAAGAGCAGCGGAUCUCCAUGAUGAAGAACCUUCUGGCUCCCUAUGAGCAGCGACCCUGGGCACAGACCAACUGGAUCCUUGUCAGGCUGUGGCGGGGCUGUGGCUUUGGGUACAGAUACACACGGCUCCCACACCUGCUGAAAACCAAGCCUGAGGAUGCAAGCCUCCCCAGCUUGCAGA
Messenger RNA from Fulmarus glacialis (Northern fulmar), 3124 nucleotides. RefSeq names its product ring finger protein 123 (gene RNF123). Gene Ontology annotation, cellular component: cytoplasm. The record is from RefSeq and is a predicted model, not a curated record. The transcript has 30 exons. Gene Ontology annotation, molecular function: protein binding; ubiquitin-protein transferase activity. The annotation marks the transcript as partial. Lineage: Eukaryota; Metazoa; Chordata; Aves; Procellariiformes; Procellariidae.